Molecule: messenger RNA, 501 nt
Organism: Pristis pectinata (smalltooth sawfish)
Lineage: Eukaryota; Metazoa; Chordata; Chondrichthyes; Rhinopristiformes; Pristidae
Product: EF-hand calcium-binding domain-containing protein 9-like
Exons: 4
Coding region: 1-501 (166 amino acids)
Biological process (GO): flagellated sperm motility
Cellular component (GO): cytoplasm; sperm principal piece
Molecular function (GO): calcium ion sensor activity
Source: RefSeq, a predicted model, not a curated record
AUGAAACUGAAGCCUGGAUUUAUUUUCAAUUUUUUGUAUCUUGACAAAAUUCAUGUCUUGCUGUCAGUUAGGAAUACUGUGCUCCUUUUAGAGUAUUUUAAACUUUUGGAUGUUCAUGACAGCAGGACUUUAAACGAUGUUCAGUUUUUUCACUUCCUUCGAUGCAUCACAGACAUGAGCAGACAACACAUCAGAAAGACUUUCAUUAUGUUUGAUUGGAGAGCCUCAGGGGAGAUUGGAUUUGAUGAGUUUUACAUGUUAAUUUGCAUCAUAAUUGCCAACAAGGAUAAAAUGGAGCAGCAGUUUCUUUAUCGUCAUUCUCGCUCCAUCUUUGACCUGUUUGAUAUGGAUGGGGAGCAUACCAUUUCCCCAGCUGAAUUUUAUGCUGCAGGAUUUCUCUUCAAUAUCAAAGGACGUGCCUUUUUGCAGAUGUUUCAGGAUUAUAGUGGAAAUAGUGGUGAGUUUUAUGUACACAGGCAAUUAAAUCAUUUUGCUCGUUGA